This is a messenger RNA of Annulohypoxylon maeteangense, 2543 nucleotides long. Its product is annotated as fungal-specific transcription factor domain-containing protein. The coding region runs from base 93 to 2435 and encodes 780 amino acids. Gene Ontology annotation, biological process: positive regulation of transcription from RNA polymerase II promoter by galactose; DNA-templated transcription. Gene Ontology annotation, molecular function: DNA-binding transcription factor activity, RNA polymerase II-specific; RNA polymerase II cis-regulatory region sequence-specific DNA binding; zinc ion binding. The transcript has a single exon. Lineage: Eukaryota; Fungi; Ascomycota; Sordariomycetes; Xylariales; Hypoxylaceae. Gene Ontology annotation, cellular component: nucleus. The record is from RefSeq and is a predicted model, not a curated record.
AUUUCUGACUGCCUCUUCGAUACUGCGAGAAUUAUGACAACCAACAGUUAAUUGUCCCCUUUCCAUUUCAAAUCAAUAAAACUCGGGGGUCAAUGUUUACAACAUUUAUUGGGAUGGCUCCGGGGGUUACUGACUCCAGCGCUCCCUCCCCUCCGGAAACUCCGAAAUUCCCUAGGAGACAAAAGCGGAGCCAAGUGGCUAGAGCCUGUGAUUGGUGUCGUGUACAUCGCAUCAAAUGCGACAAUCACGUCCCGUGUUCAAACUGUAGGAAAAGAGACGGCCAAUGCAACCAAGGCGAGGUCGAAGUCCGUACCCUUCCUCAUGCUUUUCGGAAAAUUGAGCAUUUAGAGACACGAAUCAAAGAAUUAGAACGGGAGCUUGAGAACGAGCGUAGGAAUACAAAGUCAAGCGCCGGGCAUGGACUACUUCAAAAUAGGCAAUCGAGCCUGGCCUCUUCUGGAUCCUCUAGCCUUGGAAUCACUGGGGUUUUAAGUCCUCCGAGCGACGAUGAAAGCAGUCCGGAGAAGAAACGAUCGGGGGAUGGAGUACGCAUUCGCACUGCACGACGACAGGAAACCUGGUACGGGCCAUCGUCUCUAUUCUAUUUCAUUAGGCGCGUAAACACGUUCCUGAAUGAUUCCUUUCAACAAACACAUCCGAUUAAUCGCAUGCUUCCCGACUCAAAUAAGCUAUUUGACGGACCCGCCCAAAUCUCCGAGAAUGAACAAAGCCAUCGCCAUACUCAUGCCGCCGAAGGACGAGUCACAGAAAACGACUACUUAACACCGACACAAGAGGAGUAUUUCAUUAGCCUCUUUUGGCAAUCAUUUCAUACCACACUUCCAGUUAUAGAUGAAGUCGCCUUUAAGGAACAUUACCAAUCCCUAUGGGAGACAUCAAGCGGAGAGCGAAAGCCGUCAGCGUUGGUUGACAUAGUCAUUGCGCUAUGUAUGCAGUACGGCAUGGCACAGCAAUCGGGCACUGGGCAGGCAAAUAGCAUCGCGCCCAGCCCGAAAUCCGACAGCAAUGGUGCAAAUAAUACGUCUAUAGCUGGACGGUGGCAUUAUCAGCGUUGUCAGAGAUUACUGACGAACGAAUUGGAAAGCCCUACCGUAUUUACGCUGCAGUGUCACAUCUUGUCGACUGUAUAUUUGUGUGCUGGCUCCUUUCCGAACAUGGCCGAUAGCACUUGCACAUUAGCUGUACGAACAGCUUAUAUGCUUGGUCUCCAUCUAGAUCCACCCGAAGAGACUUCGCCGAGGGAGAGAGAAUUGCGCAAGCGUUUAUGGUGGACACUGUAUAUCUUGGAGAGUAAAAUCAGCAUGAAGCUAGGCCGUCCGUUUUUGCUAGAUCACUCCGAUACAACCUGCAGUCUACCGAGAGACGACCGGGAAAGCGUGACGUUAUCUGGUUCCGCAUUCACUCCUCUCGGACAGGGUGCGACUUGGCUGACCUUUCACGUCGAGAACAUCAAACUCUUCUUGGCAGUCCGCGCAGCUUAUACAGCGUUCUAUAAGAAACAAUUGAACACUACUAACAACUCCAACAAACAAGCCCCACGGGGUGAAUCGGAGAUCAUCGAAUCUCAUGCUGAAUACUUGGGCUUGUAUAUCGACCGAAUAGAAGAGUGGGUGAAGGCGGUUCCCGGUCCUCUUAAAACAAAACGCCAGGAUGACGGUACUCCCUUUUCUACCGACUUUACCCCCUUGGAGAUUGAGCCAUUCGCAUCUCUCUGGCUACAGCGGCAACGCUUGUUACUAGAGCUUAUGUACCACAAUCUAUGUAUCAACCUCUUCCGUCCCUUCAUCCGCUUUAUUUCCGCUACAAAGCCCACACCAACGGCCGAUAAGACCGCAGCGGAUUGCGCCGCCCACGCUAUCACAUUAACGCGCAUUAUGUAUCAAGUACUGUCGUCGACGACUAUUCUCACAGGUUGGCACGAAUCGUUCCAGUGGCAGUGGAAUGCCACAAUGUCGCUUAUCGGCUUUGCGAUUGCGUAUCCUCAGCACGCUUCUGCACCAGAGGCCAGGAAUGCAAUUGACAUGUCCAUUGCCGUAUUUGAAAUUUUUGAGAGGAGCCUCCCAUCUGCCACAAGCGCAGCUACUAUCGCGCGGGGUCUUGGGGCACAAGCCGAUUUGCUUGCCAAGAAAAUACAUGGCCAGCAAGAUUCGACGUCAAAGACAGUCAUCUCUCCGCCGACUACUGGAAGUUGGGAAUCAUUGAGCGAGGGAAAUAUCAUGGGUAGCAACCCCAUUACACCGCAGACAGCAGCCAGCAUAUGGAACAGCGAUGACGGGACUUCGGUGCCACUUCAGGGCUUUUGGGCAGACUCAAUCGACAUGGCGUUAUCCGUCGACACGCAGGAUUUCGGGAUAUUGUAUUGGCCAAACAUGAACAGUGACAUAUCGUCUCAAUGGACCUAUCCACAGAUAUAGGCCUAACUUAACAAGCUACCGACCACGUGUUAGUAAUCGUAUGGGAGGAACAUUUAAUAUACACCUAUAUAAGAUACUAAAUCUACAUUUCCCUUGCGUGGAAUCUCU